Messenger RNA from Peromyscus leucopus (white-footed mouse), 6444 nucleotides. It is a transcript of the gene Znf800, whose product is annotated as zinc finger protein 800. Lineage: Eukaryota; Metazoa; Chordata; Mammalia; Rodentia; Cricetidae. The coding region runs from base 149 to 2302 and encodes 717 amino acids. The record is from RefSeq and is a predicted model, not a curated record. The transcript has 6 exons.
CCGGCUGUCCGGGGAGGGGGCGGCCGAGAGAAGAACGGGACUGACUUCAAUAAAGUUUCCCGAAGCAUCUGCUACCCGCCAGGCCCCAGCCAAGCCGCAAUGAAGAGCUUCUCACAGUGAAGAGAAAAAUAGGUCGUACCCAUUAAAAAUGCCUUUGAGGGACAAAUACUGUCAAACUGACCACCACCAUCACGGAUGCUGUGAACCAGUUUAUAUCCUGGAACCUGGAGAUCCUCCUUUGUUACAGCAACCACUACAGACAUCCAAAUCUGGUAUUCAGCAAAUAAUUGAGUGCUUUCGAUCAGGAACCAAACAACUUAAACAUAUUUUGUUAAAAGAUGUGGACACUAUUUUUGAAUGUAAAUUAUGCCGUAGUCUUUUUAGAGGAUUACCAAAUUUAAUUACUCAUAAGAAAUUUUACUGCCCACCAAGUCUCCAAAUGGAUGACAACCUUCCUGAUGUAAAUGAUAAGCAAAGCCAAGCCAUAAAUGAUCUCCUAGAAGCCAUAUAUCCAAGAGUGGACAAGAGAGAGUAUAUUAUUAAGCUAGAACCCAUAGAAACCAAUCAGAAUGCAGUGUUUCAAUAUAUUUCAAGGACUGAUAACCCUGCUGAAGUCACAGAGUCGAGCAGUACCCCAGAACAAACUGAAGUGCAAGUACAGGAGACAAGCACGGAGCAGCCAAAAGCAGUCCCAGACACAGAUCCAGAUGUGGUGGAAGCUGUGGAGCCUCCUCCUGUAGAGACUGUUGUAGAUGAAGCUGCACCUCCCUCUGAGGAGCAACCUCAGGAAUCCCAGGCUGACGUGGAAACGUCUGAUAGUUCUGACCUUGGUCACCAGUUGAUAUGUUGUCUUUGUCGAAAAGAAUUCAAUUCUAGACGAGGAGUCCGUCGUCACAUUCGGAAAGUGCACAAGAAAAAGAUGGAGGAACUGAAAAAGUACAUUGAAACACGGAAGGCUCCAAACCAGUCUUCGGAAGGACGCAGUAAGAGUGUUCUAGUUUCAUUAAGCAGGAGCUGUCCGGUUUGUUGUAAAUCAUUUGCUACAAAGGCGAAUGUUAGGAGGCAUUUUGAUGAAGUUCAUCGAGGACUGAGGAGGGAUUCAAUUACUCCUGAUAUAGCAACAAAGCCUGGGCAGCCUUUGUUCCUGGAUUCCGCUUCUCCUAAAAAAUCUUUUAAGACUCGGAAACAAAAGUCUUCAAAGGCUGAAUACAAUUUAACUGCAUGCAAAUGCCUCCUUUGCAAGAGGAAAUACAGUUCACAAAUAAUGCUUAAGAGACAUAUGCAAAUUGUCCACAAGAUAACUCUUUCUGGAGUGAACUCUAAGAGAGAGAAAGGCCCGAAUAAUACUGCCAGCAGUUCUGAAAUAAAAGUUAAAGUUGAACCAGCAGAGUCUGUGGAAUCUUCACCCCCUUCAAUUGCCCAUUCUCCACAGAAUGAAUUAAAGGGAACAAACCAUUCAAAUGAGAAAAAGAACACACCGGCAACACAGAAGAAUAAAGUUAAACAGGACUCUGAAAGCCCUAAAUCAGCUAGUCCUUCAGCUGCAGGUGGCCAGCAAAAAGUCAGGAAACCAAAACUUUCAGCUGGCUUUGACUUUAAGCAACUUUACUGUAAACUCUGUAAACGCCAGUUUACUUCCAAGCAGAACUUGACUAAACACAUUGAGUUGCACACAGAUGGAAAUAACAUUUAUGUUAAAUUCUACAAGUGUCCUCUCUGCACUUACGAAACUCGUCGGAAACGUGAUGUGAUAAGACAUAUAACUGUGGUUCAUAAAAAGUCAUCUCGCUACCUUGGGAAAAUAACAGCCAGUUUAGAAAUCAGAGCUAUAAAAAAGCCUAUUGAUUUUGUUCUAAACAAAGUGGCAAAAAGAGGCCCUUCAAGGGAUGAAGCGAAACACAGUGAUUCAAAACAUGAUGGCACUUCCAAUUCUCCUAGUAAAAAGUAUGAAGUAGCUGACGUCGGUAUUGAAGUGAAAGUCACAAAAAACUUUUCUCUUCACAGAUGCAAUAAAUGUGGAAAGGCAUUUGCCAAAAAGACUUACCUUGAACAUCAUAAGAAAACUCAUAAGGCAAAUGCUACCAAUUCACCUGAAGGAAACAAAACCAAAGGCCGAAGUACAAGAUCUAAGGCUCUUGUCUGCCUGGCGAAGCCGUCGCCCCGCAGCGCCGCCAUCCUGCGUCCGCCCGCGGGCGCCGUCACCACGCGCCAGGCCGCCUCCAGCUGCCGCGCCAAGCUCCGCGGCGCCGCCAGGGAGCGCCAGCACGCGGCGCGCGCCCUCGGCAAGUCGGCCGCUCCGUGACGCCGCCGCGCGCCCCUGCGGCCGCGCGCACCGCCGGACCUCAGGCGCCCGGGUCGCCUCUGCAGACCGCCGCGUCCACCGUCGCUGGGGCGGCGUCGCCGGCCCCCGCUGCCGCCUCCUGCCCUCCCCUCGGGGCGCCGGGCCUCUCAGUGCUACGUGCAACGCGUUUCUUCAGCCCGCCCGCAAAAUCCCGGCUUCUUGGAAAAUCUCACCGCACACGAUUCCUUUUCCGUAGUUCUUGUGAUGACCCCCCGUUCCCACACAGAUUCUUUUCAUUAUUAGUUCUUCGAAGCCAACUUCGUUUUCUUCACCUCAAGGCCUCAUCAAGCUCCACCUCCCACGCCCGUCUGCCGAAGAUUCCUGCUGUCCAAAUUAUCGUUGGCCCUUGGGUGGCUAACAAAUGCAGAGUUGUGUCAUGCACAACUGUAAUUGAACUCCGAACAUUAGGCUUUCUCUUCCCUGUAACUUCAGCUCCAAUUACCCUUCUUCUCUUUGGAGUCGGUCCUUGUUUCCAAGGACCUAGCUGGCCACCUUUAGAAACUGGACCCUCUCUAGAAUGUUGUUCAGGGGUGAUCACGUGCCUCUCAAAGCUGCUCUGGGAAGGCUGGUUGGCUGAGCCCCUCUUGUUUUCCCAGGGACUCUGCCCCUGGGUUUACAAGGAGGUUGUGCUUCUCCUGGGCUAUUCCCCGUGACUGGUCAUAGCCAAGGUAGCCUUGACAUUCAUGUGACAUUCAUGGUCCCUCAGUGAACGAUUUUGGGGUGGGGGCCCCUCAACUCUUGGUGGAAAUUUCCUUAGGACUGCUGGCUUCAGUCUGUAGCCCCUCUUGCUCUUGCCUUUCACAGGUGAGUCAGACCUGCCUUAUGGCAUGGAGGCCCUUUUCUCUCCUCUUGUUUUCUUUUGUCUUUCUCAGGUGUCCCCUCAACACAGUUGCUGCACAGUGACCUCUGUCUUGGUGUCUGCUGCUAGGACCUGACCUGACACACCAGACAUUCCAUCCUCUGAUCACCAUCCCCUGUCCUGAGUUCUUGGUUCCUUGACCUCACUUUUCUGCUGUUGAGCAGGCCAUGUCUUGCAUAUAUUUCCUUGGCUAGCCCAGAUUCCAUAUCCCAUUGUAAUCAUGCCUUGAAAUGCAAUUCUCUCAGCACUCUCAAACCUCAGUUUUUUUCCAAGUUAUUUUCCUAGCCAAAAAAAAAAUCCAACCCUGGCUGUAUGUAACCUCUGCCUCGCGCUGGCCUGACCGGAACAACUGACCAUUGCCUUUAAGAAAAUCACAAAACCCAACCAACCUCUCCUACUUUGAACACAUUAUUGCAAAUCUUUUCCCUGUGGUCAUCUUGGUCCCCACGUCUAGGCCUACUUGUUUUUAUGCAUGUAUCGCCUCAGAGUGUCCCUUUUCUUUCAUAUUUCUCUGAGAAACAAGAGUUGUAUACAGACCUCCUCAUCUUCCUGCUACAAUGUAUGGAAAUGACCUUCAAUUUUGUGACUGUGAAAAAAGCUUGAAGGCCCUUCUCUCAGCUCUGUGCAUCUCAUUCUUUCUGGUCUUUUGAGUAGCUUUAGGUUCCCCUCUCUUUCUCUUGUUACCAUCUUUUUCCUCCUCUUAAUCAGUUGUUCACUUGAAUAAAUGGCAUCACGUUUCAGCCAGUUUCUCUAGUCAGAAACCCAGAGGCCACCUCUGCUUCUCUUGUGACUAGUUCCUUACAAAGUAGACCAUCUAAUCGAUCAGUUUUAUUACUCAAAUAGUCCUUUUUAUUUUUCUGAGAAAGAAUCUGCAAAAUUCUGGUUGGGCUGGAACUCACUAUGUAGAGGAGGUUAGCUUUCAGUUUGUGGUGAUCUCCCAGCUUCCGCCUCGUAAGGCCUGGAAUUGUAGGUGUGCACAAUCAUGCCUGACUCAAAAUUGUCUUUAAUCUGUCUCCUUCCAAAUUCAGUACUAUCACUUAGUCCUGACCAACAUUUUUUUCUUGUGACCUCUGUGUCAGCUAGUCCUGCAUGGUCUCUCAGCUACUGUUCUUGACCUACUUUAGGACAUUUGUGAUAACCUGGUGGUAGUGACCUUUCUCAUCCAUUAAACCAAAUAUACUGUUGGUUAUAGAAUUAAAUUGAAGCUCUUUACCAUGGCUCACAAAGUCCUUCACCAUCUGACCCUUUUUUCUCUGACAUCUUGUGUAUAUUCCUCUCGCUGUUUACCAUGUGUGGCCAUGCAAGUUCCACCAACUGGCCAAGCAGGCUCUUUUCUGUACCUCAGGGGGUUAGUAAGUGCUACUAUUUCUAAGUUGCCCUUCAUGGCCACCCUCUCAUCCAUCACAGUGCAUCCUCUCGAUGGGUGCAGAGUUUUGAGAGAGGCCUGCCUGGAGCACCAUAUUGAAAGUAGUCAUGACCUCCCAAUCAUUUCCUCUCCCAGUUUAUUUGUAAUCUUAUUUAUUUGCUUAUUCUGUUUUAUUUCCUUCUCCCCACACUAGAAUGUAUGAAGAAGAGACUGUGUGGGGAUGUCUGGAUUCUUCAACACUGCAUUCUCUGCCCAUAGCAAUUUGGUGCAUAUUAGAUGCACAAUAAAUGUCUGUUGAAAGGAUAAAUGAAUACAUAUGCUAUUUUUUCUGUUGGGGAUUCACUCUCUAUUGACUUAGUAGGAGGUAUUUAUAUAUUAAAACCACUAAUCACUUGUUUAUUCUGUUUGUGCAGACAUUCUGCCCCUUCUCCAGUAUGUGCCAGUUGAAUUCUUGAUGUCUAUGAUAUACAGAAACAUUGUAUUUUUCACAACAAUAAAUAUCUUUUAUGAGUCCUGCAUUUGGUGAUAUGUUUAAAAAUAUCUUCUCUGUGUCAGUGUUACAUGCAUAUUUGUUUGUUUCCUUGUAUUUUCAUUUUUUUGGAUUUAAAUAUUUUCUCUAAAUGGAAUUUAUUUUUGGCAUAGGUAUGAUUAAUGGCCUAAAUAUUUAUUUAGUUCUUACAUCAUCAUUUAUUGAAAAUUCUUUUUACUGUUUUGAACAGUUGACAUUUAUCAGAUAUUAAAUUCUUCUCCCUAGAGUGGUUUCUGGAUUUAUCACUUGUUUGCUCUUCCUGAAGUCUAUUAACUACUGCCGUGGUAUCAGUUGCUUUACUCUGUUUACAAUGAAGUAAUAUUACUCUUAUUUUAAAAAUAUUUUUGUUUUUUGGCUAUGUUUUUUUCCUUUAUUCUCCUCAAUAAGCUUUAGUUAUAUUUUGGUAAAGUCCAAAAGAAAGUCUACUGUCAUUUUCUUUAGAAUUGCUUUAAGAUUCUAGGUUAUUUGAGAAAGAGUUGUAAAGUUUGUACUCUGAAGUCUCCUAUUGAGGAACUUGUCAUGUGUCAAGGUUACUGAAGACAUCUUGUGUGUCCUUCAGUUUUUUUUUAAUGUGCUGUAAACUUAUUUGUUAUAUUUUAGCUGUCUUAUAUUUUGUUGCUAUUUGACUGUGAUCAUUCCCAACGCCCAACCCCCAUUUUUAAGAGCUUUUGUGAAAGCUGUUCCUUGUAGGGCCAAUUGAUUUUGUAUUUGAUAACUUUUCAGAACUCUCACUGAUCCUCACUGAUUCUUUUCUUCAUCACUUUAAGCAUAAAUAAUAAUUUCGUGCUUCUUUUGCUAUGCUUAUACCUCAUUGAAUAAGUGAUGGCAAUAGCCUUGCUCUUACCCUGGCUUUUUAGCAUGCCAUCAGUAUUUUACCAGAUUUUAAUGUUAACUACUGGACUCAGAUGCAGGCCUUCAGUCAAAGGAAAUGAUUUUCUGGUUCAAAUACACCAAACAUUUUGGGGGGAUUGUUCUUGUUGAAUUAUAUUAAACAUUCUUGGCAACUAGAGGUUAUCAUUUGGUUUUAUUUUGUGGUCUAUUACCACAAUACACUACUAUUAACAGAUUUCUUAAUACAGAGCUAUUUCUGCAUAAGACAGAGUCUGUAAUCAUGGUGAUAUAUUUUUAUAUUAUUCUUUCUUAGCUUCAGAAGGGAAUUUCUCUAUUGCUUUAGGUAUAAAUUAGUAAUACGGUAGGAGCUGUCUAUUCCUUGAUGUCUUGGAGGAACCCCCUCAUAACACUGUUUAUAAGACAAAAGAUAAUUCUCUGAACAUUUUGAAAAUUUCUAUGGUUUUGUCCUAUACAGGCAACCAUACUUCUUGAAUAGCAACUUUAAAAUUAUAUUUUUU